Molecule: messenger RNA, 1124 nt
Organism: Chlamydomonas reinhardtii
Lineage: Eukaryota; Viridiplantae; Chlorophyta; Chlorophyceae; Chlamydomonadales; Chlamydomonadaceae
Exons: 2
Coding region: 509-730 (73 amino acids)
Source: RefSeq, a predicted model, not a curated record
AUAUUCAGUGUGACAACUAGGAGGGUUCGGACAUGAAAACACGGUCUGGGGCCGCUAAAGCUUGGUUUAAGCCGUGGAGCCAGCUUUGAUCUAUUUCAUGAUAUCUGCUAUCUGGGCGACAGGCGGUGUUCCCUCGGAAAGCUGGCUGCGGCGCCGAGUUGGCUGUCACGCCCCGCGAACCAGUGGUUCGCAGAGAGCCUUUUGUUUCCCUGCUUGCCCGGUAGUUAUUAAACUUGUUACUGCUUUACGUGUAGCCUUCUUGUGGCACCCCAAGCCCCAAAAGAAGGAGAAUUGACCGGCUAAUGUCGCAACUUCAGUAGACUUGUAGAGACAGUCAACAUAUCUAAAGAUGUUGUGGUUGCUUUAGUAUCAGCACGCAAUCAGUAUAGGCCAGCAUGCUCUAGGCCCUGAAGUCAGCAGUGUGGCUGUGUAUGCGUGCCCGACACCAUUACCGUUACACGCGGUUACCCAUUCCAGACCCUUUUGCGGCAUUUUACCAAGCAACUAGAUGGCUACAACAGGCAGCUCAGAUGUGCUAGCAGGGGCGCCGCGGCAUCUGCAAUGCCCCGCGCAGGCAUCCGUGCUGAUGACUGGCGGCGGCGGCGGCAGCGGCGGCGGCGGCAGCGGCGGCGGCGCAUGCGCGCAUCUUGGUAGCGGAGGGGGCGGGAAAGGCCACGUGGAGGAGGAGAGCGCAGCGCCGCCCAAGAAGCGGUGCAAGCGCGCAGGCUGAGGAGCCGGCUGGUGUCUAGGUAGCGGUCCGCGGUGGGGCUGGCAGGGCAUGCGUAGCGGCAUGACAAGUAGUGCGGCUGUUGACAACUGUGCUGCGUCUGGCUGCGGUUGGCUCUGCUGUGGCAUCGCGAUUGCUAGGCACCUGGUUUGGCUAUGUGCCUGUGGAAACCGACCCCGGCUAUGUCCGGGCGAUGAGGUUGUUCGGCCUCAGACUGUGGAGGGGCUCAGCCCCUUUUCCCGUGACCGGGGAACACUUGUCAGCUUUCCCCAGGUUCCCACAGGCAUUCCACCAGCCGCGCGCUCAUGCCUUGCCGUCUCCAGUUGCGUAACGCUGGGGUCGGGGAUCACGCUGCAGUGCUGCACGUUAUCGGGAUUACGCACCCUACCCCAUCGCA